This is a messenger RNA of Columba livia (rock pigeon), 1627 nucleotides long. RefSeq names its product phosphorylase kinase catalytic subunit gamma 1 (gene PHKG1). The transcript is spliced from 10 exons. Gene Ontology annotation, molecular function: phosphorylase kinase activity; ATP binding; calmodulin binding. Gene Ontology annotation, cellular component: phosphorylase kinase complex. Lineage: Eukaryota; Metazoa; Chordata; Aves; Columbiformes; Columbidae. Gene Ontology annotation, biological process: protein phosphorylation; glycogen biosynthetic process. Bases 393 to 1559 code for a protein of 388 amino acids. The record is from RefSeq and is a predicted model, not a curated record.
GGCUCUUCCGCUCCCCUUCCGCUCCCCGCGGCCGCCGCCAGCAGCUCCUUCCCCCGGGGAAGGGGGGUCCGCGCUCCCCCAUCACCUCCCUUCCAGCCGUGGCCCAACAUGCCCCCCCGCCCGCCGCGGCUGCCAAGUCGCCCUGCGCUUUAUUUUUGGCUCGGCGGCGGCGGCCAGCGCUGAGCGGCACCUCCCGGGCCCCCGGCUUCGGCUCCCGGACACCCGGCGGCACCCCCCGGGCCCCCAGCGGCAGCUCCCCGGAGCCCAGGCCCUAAGCCCGGCCCAGCCGCUGCCCUUCGCCCGUCCCGGGGAACCGGCGGAUCCAGGCUGCCCGCAGCGAGCCCUUUUCUGCUGGCAGACGAGCCCGGAGUGUUGCCAGACAGGAGCCAGAGAUGACCAAGGAGGAAGACUUACCGGACUGGAACUCAUCCAAGGAGUUCUAUGAAAAAUAUGAGCCGAAGGAGGUUUUGGGCAGGGGGGUGAGCAGCGUCGUCCGUCGCUGCAUUCACAAAACCACCCAGCAGGAGUACGCCGUGAAGAUCAUUGACAUCACAGCGGGGAACAUAUCGCCCAAGGAGGUGCAGGAGCUGCGAGAAGCCACCGCCAAAGAGAUCGACAUUCUCCGGAAAGUCUCAGGCCACCCCAAUGUCAUCCAGCUGAAGGACAGCUACGAAUCCAACACCUUCUUCUUCUUGGUGUUUGACCUGAUGAAGAGAGGGGAGCUCUUUGACUACCUCACCGAGAAAGUCACCUUGAGCGAGAAGGAAACCAGGAAGAUCAUGCGCGCGCUGCUGGAAGUGAUCCAGUACCUCCACUCCAUCAACAUCGUCCACCGGGACCUGAAGCCAGAGAACAUCCUCCUGGAUGACGACAUGAACAUCAAGCUGACGGACUUUGGCUUCUCCUGCCAGCUGCGCGAGAACGAGAAGCUCAAAGAGAUCUGCGGCACCCCUGGCUACCUGGCCCCCGAGAUCCUGCAGUGCUCCAUGGAUGACGAGCACCAAGGCUACGGGAAGGAGGUUGAUAUGUGGAGCACCGGGGUGAUCAUGUACACCUUGCUGGCCGGCUCGCCGCCCUUCUGGCACCGCAAGCAGAUGCUGAUGCUGCGGAUGAUCAUGAACGGGGACUACCAGUUCGGCUCCCCGGAGUGGGACGACCGCUCGGACACCGUCAAGGACCUGAUCUCCCGGUUCCUGGUGGUGGACCCGCAGCAGCGGUACACGGCCGAGGAGGCGCUGGCACACCCCUUCUUCCAGCAGUACGACGUGGAGGAGGUCCGGCACUUCAGCCCCUUCCGCAAAUUCAAGGUGAUCUGUCUCACCGUCCUGGCGUCCGUCCGUAUUUACUACCAGUACCGGCUGGUGAAGUCGGUCACCAGGGAGCUGGUGGUGCGGGACCCCUACGCCCUGAAGCCCGUCCGCAAACUGAUCGACGCCUGCGCCUUCCGCACCUACCGGCACUGGGUGAAGAAGGGGGAGGCGCAGAACAGAGCCGCCCUCUUCGAGAACACCUGCAAGGCCAUUUUGCUGACCCUGGCAGCCGAGGAAGAGCUGUUUUGAUCGCCGCUGCGUAAAACUGAUGAGUUUGCUUAGAGUUAAGGCGAGUAAAAUCUUUGAAAAAAAACUAA